CGCACUCUCGAAACGCCCUCUGUGCACCGUCCAUCGCCCCCGACACCUCCAUCAUACCCUUCGCUCUUUUAUGUCGUCGCCCUGAAAGUCGUAGGCUCCGAACGCUCCCUGGCCCACAAAUCUUCUCGGCCCUUCAUAUCCCCUUGCCCAUCAUGAGCGCGAUUGCGUCGACGUCUCGACUCCAUUUGGAUGUCCCACGCAGGCGCGCGACACGCAGGCGACACGGAACUCGCAGAGUCAUGUUUACGAUCAUGAUGGCAGGUCUGUCCCAGGCAGCGGCUGCACCUGCGCCUGAGCAAUUGGGUCGUCAGCAUCACGGAGCUGUUCUGAAGCAAGCACGAUCGGAGGUGUGGCUCUUGCGGCGACAGCAGGUUCUCACCGGCUCGGCCACAAUUUCAAUCGACGACAAGCUCCCUCUAGACUUCAUACUGCUUAUCGGCAUCGGACUGGGAGUGGCUGUUAUGUUGGCCAUCUUCGUCAUCACUAUGAAUCGCUGGUCUCGCUCACAAAGCAGGGUCGUCAGUGAGAGGAAGCAGGCAAUGCGACAGCUGCGUGUGCGGGGGGGAGGUCCCACUCGCGCAUAUAGUCCAGCCUUGAUGUCGUCGCCCAUCGGCGAUGGGUCAAGCUCAAAUGAUCACUUUGUAGCCAUGCGUGCUCCUUCAAGGCCGAUCAGCAGCACUCAAAACUCUCGGCGGGCAUCUGGCGCCGAAACAUCAACAACGGCGUCCACCAUCCACAAACCACUUCGACCAAAACGUAGCGAUACCUCGAGGGACAGCAUCGCGUUUGCAGAUGGGAGGCGUCCACGCCUUGCGCGCGACCGGUCCAGUCGGAGUGCAAGGGGUUACAGUGUGAGCAGUAUCAGCAAGUACGACAUUCCAAGGCAAAGUUACUAUGCACGACCCGGUAUGCCUAGCCCCACAAGUUACGGCACCAGCGGCCUGAUGGUACCCGCUUUGCCGGCGAGCGGCGGUGAAUCAUCAGCAUCUGGCAGCUCGGCUUCACUGGCUGAUGAACGUGUGGGAGUCAGAUCUGCUCGGUAUGACCGUGCACAAGGCUCCCCUUCUUCUCCUCACUUCGGAGGGCACGCACGUGGUCCUUCGACAACACUGGGCCGAGGAACAGACAUCAGUCGCAAUCGAUCACUGAAAGACCGCGCAACGCGCUUGCUGUCGAACAAGCAGGGUGGUGGCGACUAUGAAGGCGGUGAUCCGCUUGAUCUGCGUCGUCAGCUCACCGAGCCUUCGAGAGCGGACCAGUCCAGACGCAAUAGCACGCUCAGCUUCGGCGACACCGCACACGCGGCAGCCCCAUUUCUUUCCUCAAGAGCAUACAGCAACGACUCAAGCCCAGCGAUGAGUCCCGCCACCGAUGCGACGCCACUUACCUUCGAUCAGCACAACUUCAUGAGCGCCGGGUCAAGCUCAGGUCAUGGUAGCGGACACGGGGGUCCUUCGGCGAGGCAGUUAGCAUCCACCGAGCGAAUGGUUCAGCGCCCCCCGUACCUGCCCUCGAAAUCCCAAGCACGUGCGCAGUAUGGUGGGAGCGAUGAUAUCGAGGGCGCAACAGCAGCCAGUCGCUUGCUAGCUUCUGGAAGUCCCUCCCGACCUCCUCAAACCAGCAGGUAUCACAACGAGGGAAUUUCCAAGGCUUUGCCGUAUGUGCCUGCUAGCGGAAAGGGUGGUCGAUAUUGAACGUCGACUCUGUGGAAACACUAAGCGCGUCAAGGCUCGAACUAGCGUUGACGCCUGGGUCACCAGCCAAGUUCUUGAAGUUGAACAGACACUCGACCCGACCCUGCCCGCUAAUACUGGCCUUCUGUCUCCCGAAGCUGCUUCGACAAUCCGGCAUGUCACCCUUGAAUCACGCCUUUGACUCUUCGCCUCUUUGCGUCCCCCACCCUUCCGGUCAGCAGAGCGCUUCGAGCGCCGCCCAGCGACUCAACACUCACUUUGAUCCCGAUACAUGCUUCACGGACACUAGAUUGCUUUUCCAAUCCCUUCGCAUACUUGUUCUUCACACUCGGG
Messenger RNA from Ceraceosorus guamensis, 2027 nucleotides. RefSeq lists its product as hypothetical. NCBI's taxonomy places the organism in Eukaryota, Fungi, Basidiomycota, Exobasidiomycetes, Ceraceosorales, Ceraceosoraceae. The coding region runs from base 153 to 1694 and encodes 513 amino acids. The record is from RefSeq and is a predicted model, not a curated record. The transcript has a single exon.